AUGGCAACAAUCAGAUGUAUGCGAGCGUGGUGGUUGGGCAUUAGGUCCAAGGUCUAUGCUACGGGGAAGCGGCGAAGAGAGGAACCUGUGAUGCAGCACAAAACUUGGGCUUCCUACACGGGUCGCCAUUUCCGCCAUGGAAACAAUCCAUACAUCGAGCUUGCUAUGACACUCUGUUAUGAACCUUAUGUGAAGCAUCACAUGCGAACCGACCUAAGCCUCCCUUACCAUCCCGGCUUUACUGGUUUCUACGAGGGAAGCAAGAAGCCUAAUAGGGAGACCCUCGAAAUGCUGGCUCUGCUCGUGAGCCUCAAGACCAUCGACGUCUUCAUUGAGAAGUUCGGCAGCAACCCCCCCGCUGGCCUCCGCGAUUUGCCUCCAAACGACGAUGACUGGGGAGACUGGUGGACGUCCCGGUUCCCAGAUGAGGAACACCAAAGCCCCGGUGCGAAGUUUCCAGCGCCGCAUAUCAGGUACACUUCAAUAUACCUGCACAAAUCGUGUAUGGAGACUCGCAAAGAGCUCGAAAAGGCCAUAGACGAGGACCCCGAUAAAUACCGGUUCUCCAAACCGAUCAACGAUAUCGUCCAGGAGGAGGACAUCAUGCCUGCGCUGCGGUCGAUGCGGUGGCUUGCAAAUGGGUGGACGGAUCUGAGUCGCUUCGAGUUCAUUCUUGUGAUUGUGACGGAAAGAGUCGCCAUGAUAAACCUUAUGCUUGAUCCCUAUCGAGCCGUCGAUGGCUUUGUGAGGAAAUUGGAUCGCGUGCCGAUGAAAGUGCGAAUGAGCUGUUUCCCUUCUUUGCAAGGCGAGCGUUUGGUUUGGUUGUGA
This is a messenger RNA of Clonostachys rhizophaga, 828 nucleotides long. Lineage: Eukaryota; Fungi; Ascomycota; Sordariomycetes; Hypocreales; Bionectriaceae. The record is from the annotation of a GenBank genome assembly.